AUGGUGAGUAGCGCGGAUUGGGCUAUUCACGAUAUACACGACAAGAUUACAGCCGGUAACCAGAAAUCCAUUCGCAUCCUUCAAUUGGCAAACGCUGCUUUUAUCCUCCUGCAUGUGAUAAGCAAUCAUUUCUUAGGAAGGAGGCAUUUCUCGUUCACUGCGCUUGCGCUCACAUUACCUGGCCUCGUCUGCUCACUCGUUCUUGCUAGAUGGGGCAAACCGGUUUUUUCUGAGAAUGGACAGGUGGUGUCUUCCGGAGAAGACCUGAGUGGUGAGGGUGGAUUGAUAGAGCAUAUGUGGGAUAUCGUGUACGUUACCUGGAUGUGUCUCACUAUGACGGGAUUUUUCGGCGGGAUUAUGUGGUGGAUGUUCAUCAUUGUGCCAGGCUUUGCAAUCUUCAAGGCUGCCAGCUUUGCAAUGCCAUUUCUCAUGCCAGCAGCUGGUAGAAUGCGCGACGCCAUAUCCUCCCAACCAAACACCGCUGAGCCGGGCGAAAGCAAAAGACAGCAAAAGCUGAAACAGCGGCAACAGAAAGGACAGCCAGGAAAGAGACAUCAGCAGCAACAACGUUGA
Molecule: messenger RNA, 573 nt
Organism: Wallemia ichthyophaga EXF-994
Lineage: Eukaryota; Fungi; Basidiomycota; Wallemiomycetes; Wallemiales; Wallemiaceae
Product: Late endosome and vacuole interface protein 10
Exons: 3
Coding region: 1-573 (190 amino acids)
Biological process (GO): vacuolar protein processing
Cellular component (GO): intracellular membrane-bounded organelle
Source: RefSeq, a predicted model, not a curated record